AAUUACUCGAAAUGGUCUCUAAGUGAAUAUGAUUUUGCAUGUGUAUCCGUGUUCAUUAUCAUUGAAAAAGAAUCAUCCGUCGACAAAACACGAAUAGAUACCCAUCCAUCCUUUAAACCAGCAUAAACAGACUUUAUAUCUAUCUGAUCACGACGUGCCGUUGCACUAGAAACCAGUACAAGCGAUAUUCCCACCGGAACAUUAUCGGGAUAAUACCAAUCAGGACAUCAACUUUUCUACUAAAGUCAAACAUCAGUGUUUCUUUAUUGAAGCUGAUGGCAGUUUUUGAUCAGGAUAGCCUCAAUGCAAUUGGAUACUAUUUCACUAAGGGUACCUCUUCGUUUGGUAAACGCCACACCAAGUCGCACACUUUGUGCCGUCGCUGUGGCCGUCGCUCAUUCCACAACCAGAAGAAGACUUGCGCUCAGUGCGGCUACCCUGCUGCUAAGCUCCGCUCUUACAACUGGAGCGUGAAGGGCAAGCGCAGAAAGACCACCGGUACUGGCCGCAUGCGUUACUUGGCUGAUGUCAGCCGUCGUUUCAAGAACGGUUUCCGCUAA
Messenger RNA from Lobosporangium transversale, 560 nucleotides. RefSeq names its product ribosomal protein L37e-domain-containing protein. Gene Ontology annotation, biological process: translation. The coding region runs from base 276 to 560 and encodes 94 amino acids. Gene Ontology annotation, molecular function: structural constituent of ribosome; RNA binding. The transcript is spliced from 5 exons. Gene Ontology annotation, cellular component: cytosolic large ribosomal subunit; ribosome. The record is from RefSeq and is a predicted model, not a curated record. NCBI's taxonomy places the organism in Eukaryota, Fungi, Mortierellomycota, Mortierellomycetes, Mortierellales, Mortierellaceae.